Plenodomus lingam JN3 is the source of this 384-nucleotide messenger RNA. NCBI's taxonomy places the organism in Eukaryota, Fungi, Ascomycota, Dothideomycetes, Pleosporales, Leptosphaeriaceae. The record is from RefSeq and is a predicted model, not a curated record.
AUGCAGCAUAUUAGCGGGCACCGCAAGGUGCUGCGCGCGAGUAGCAAGCAGAGACAGCAGAGUAAGGAGAGAAAGUUGGCCCGGAAGCAGACGGAGAAGGAGUGGAAGGAGGAGAGUGGAAUGGGAAGAGGGGAACGUACGGAUAGGUUGGGCGAUGGGGAGGGGACUUGCGAUGAAGCUGGGACAAGUGGUGGUGGGGACAAGCACGACGAGGGACGCGGUCAAGGCGAUAUCCUACCCGAGGCCAGAAAGGGUGAUAUGCAGGUCAAGCAUGGAGAGAAGGAUGAAGUAGGAUCUAGGGCAGAUGAGGGUACGCAGCGAAGUGCGGAUCAGCUCGAAGGCAUGCAGGAUAAGGAACGCAAAGGAUUUGGAGAGGUUUAUUGA